Messenger RNA from Exaiptasia diaphana, 5532 nucleotides. RefSeq lists its product as uncharacterized. The transcript is spliced from 14 exons. Lineage: Eukaryota; Metazoa; Cnidaria; Anthozoa; Actiniaria; Aiptasiidae. The record is from RefSeq and is a predicted model, not a curated record. The coding region runs from base 316 to 3171 and encodes 951 amino acids. Gene Ontology annotation, molecular function: protein binding. Gene Ontology annotation, biological process: regulation of apoptotic process.
CAUAGCUGCAUGUAUACUCGAUGGCGAAUUGAUGGCAGACGAUUUUAACUCAAAGUUAAAGCGAUUGGAGUAUAAUUAUCUCAAAGUUAAAGCCAUUGAACACUUGGAAGUUUACUUAGAUAGUGGACAUGGCGAUCUGAACCGAGUGAAAAAACUGUUCGACAAACUUGUACCAAAUCUAAAGAGAAAGAAAGUUACAACUGUAGAGGAGUUGGUACAGACCCUGGAAGACAGUAACUUCAUCCAUAUAGAUGAUGUAUCACUUUUAAGACGCUUAGCGUCUACUUCCGCUUUAUUCUCAGGGCUAUCGAAUCGAUGGCGGACGAUUAUAACUCGAUGCUAAAGCAAUUGGAGUAUAAUGAUCUCAAAGUUAGGGCCAUAAAAUGCAUGAAAAGCUACUUAGAUGGUGGAAAUGACGAUUUGAACGGUCUCAAAAGCCGUUUCUGCAAACUUGUACCAGAACGAAAAAGAAAGAAAGUUACAACUGUAGAGGAUUUGUUACAGACCCUGGAGGACAGUAACGUGAUCCAUAUAGAUAAUGUACUAAUUUUAAGAGACUUAGCGCGUCUGUUAGAACUGAAGGAUCUACAAGAUAUCAUUGAUGAGUAUGASUUUAAUCAUUGUGCAGGUUAUAAGAAAGUGUUUAAAGUUUUAAAGAAACUACCAGGAAUAGCAUACCGGACUGCAGCUGUCGGUUUGAAAACUAUUAUAUCUAGUUCCACAUUUGUCAAAGUAACCGCUGUUUCGGGUGUACUUCUUACUGUAUUGCACAACACUCCAGACGCAUUAGAAUCCAUACAAAAGGUUUUACCACUGGCGAUAAAACUUCUUGGAGUGAGAGAAGGUUCUAUUAGUUUUAUCGUGAAGUCAUCCAGUUUGUCAGCCCUAAGAGAACUGUGGUCAAGCUAUAAGGAUGGAUCACUUCAAGAAAACAUCAGAAAAGCUCUGAAUGGCAUCAAAGAAGUCAGAGAAGUUUUUAAUGAAGAGGAUAUUGACGUGGAAGUCACCAUUGACGAGGAUGAAUACAGGGAUGCAUGCUGGGACGCCGUUCUCCUACAAAUGGCAGAUCGAUUCAAGCAGAUUGAAGAGAGUUCCUCUGUAGGCAGAGAACAUAGGCACUCGUCAUGUGACAUGGAUUUACCCAGARYYACMAUGACCGRKYUGGCCUGGAGCGAUUGGAUUAACGUUAGAGAAAUCUACAACGAAUCAAGGAUAGAAUCAAACAAGAGAAGAAAAGCAGAAAAGAAAGUUGCCGAGCUAGCACGCGAGUUACACAUCCUUGAGAACGAGAAACAACCCUUAGUAAGUGAGAGGAUUGUUCAGUUACAGAGUGAAUUACAGAGAAUCCAGCAUGAACGAGAAGAAGUGAACAAGGAAAAUGUGAGUUUGAAGAACAAGUUUGACGAAGCAACAUCAAAACUGCUUGCAGAUCAAGAGUUUCUCAGCAAUCAAUUAGAUCCUUUGUGGAAAACCAAACCAGAAGAAUUGUUAGAAGUAUUUCAGCAGCUGACAACUGAUCUAAUUGAAAUAGUCAGCAAUACUGAGCUAAAUGUUGAUGUAUUGAUUAAAGUGAUGCAGGAAGUUGCAAAGGUAUUAGUAAGAGCACCAUGGCAUCGCCUUUAUGGUAGUACCAAAAUGUCAAGUAUAGUAACUAUGAUGACUUUGGUUAGGGAGCGACUUAUUAACCAUCCUGACCUGAGCACUGAUGAAUUGAUUCAAGUGAUGCAGGAAAACACUAAAUUACUGGAGAAUCUACGAUGGUAUCACCAAGAUGAAGGAAGUACAAUGAAGCUGUUCUCAGGUAUAGUAACUAUGAUGACUUGGGUUGCUGAGCAACUUGUUAAGCAUCCUGACCUGAGCACUGAUGCUUUGAUUCAAGUAAUGCAGGAAAACACUAAAGUACUGGAGAAACUACCAUGGUAUAUCUUUGAUUAUGGAAGUAAAAUGAAGCUGACCUCAGGUAUAGAAACUAUGACGACUUGGGUUGCUGAGCAACUUGUUAAACAUCCUGACCUGAGCACUGAUGCUUUGAUUCAAGUGAUACAGGAAAAUACUAAAGUACUGGAGAAACUAUCAUGGGAGAACAUUGAUGAUGGUAUUAAAAACAGGCUGACGUCAGAUCUGGAAAGUAUGAUGAAUCAUGUAAUUCAGCAUUUAUCUAAACAUCCCGAGAUCAGUAAUGCCGUUUUUCGUGGUAUACUUUGCAUCAGUGGAGCUAUUUUGAAGAAGAUUAGUUGGACUGAUCUUAACAGUGAUUUGCAGAACAAUGUGCUCUCUUGUUUGGCCGAGCUGAUGAAAUUAGUGUCUGAAAGAGCUCCUGACCAUGGCGUUCGUGAAGUACUAACUGACGCCGUAUCUAUUGUUCUUGCGAUGUCAUCUCUACUCCCACAGUCUUCUGAUAUUACUUCACGAUUACAGUCACAUCUUGAAGCCAUGGUAGAUUCAGUUGAGGAAGGACGUGCUCUGGGCUCCUACGAUUUGAGUGAAGUGACAGCCAUGAUGACUGAUGCAUUACAUAAACUGAAGCCUGGCAACAAACUCUCAUCUGAAGCGUUACUGGUCAUUUUGUCAAUAGUGUCUCGUAUUACCAAAGAUGAACUAGUAAGAUUAAGGUGGGAUAGCGGCGUCAUUGUAAAGAGACAUUUGAUGUCCCUUCUACAGGAAAUCAGACGUUUUCUACCCGAAGAUCUGCCGGCUGCUUCUGAUGUUACAGAGCUAAAAUCACAAGUAGAUAGCCAUGUUGACACCCUGGAUCGAGUGCUGCUUCAAUUCAAUGAUGUUCAAGUGAAGAGUACAGACAGUGAUCAGCCGUUUAUCCUUGAUGAAGUCGUCAGCGGUAUCAAGGAAGAGCUGAGUAAGCUGAAGAAAGAGUUGGCAAACAUGAUUCGCAUCUUUGAAAGGAAAUCAGAGCAUGGACAUGAAUUCAAAGAAAGUAUUCAAGCAUUGGUAAGACUACUCGAAGUCCAACAAGGAAGACUUCCUUCUAAGACAUCGGCAAUGUUGAAGGAAGAAGUGACUUCUGAACCUUCUGAGGCAACAAUGUUGUUCAAGAAAAAAAUGACUUCAGGACCCUACUAUGAGAUGUCCGAGACCUCAGGCCCUUCUGAGACAAAAUCAAAGGAAAAAAUGACAACAGUACCUCAGCUGCAUGAAGACGAACCGAUCCCUUAGGAUCUCUUAGUGGAAGUGGUUGACGGAAAAAGAAACCUAAACAGUUAAAUCAAAAGUUAAUUACAGUAUUGAAACAAUAGAGUAGUUGAAUCGAGAGCAAUAUGCUGUGAGAGUUGCAGGCGGAAACUGGAUGUUUCGAAAAAAAAUUAUUGUCGCCCCAGACGUGUAGUUCGAGGACGACUAUAAAGAUUUGAGGAAUAUYCAGUUUCCAAGGGCAACUAUCAUAUUAAUGCUCAAGUUGCAAUCUGCUCUAUCGUUUUCAUUUAUUUUCUAAGCAGCACUGAUAGAAACCCUCAACCAAUGAGAGGAGAGAGGAAAAUUUGUUGUUGAAUUAUAUAUGGAUACUCUCAUUCUCUCCAUGCGACUGCUUCGUUGGUUUCACGCAUCAAAUUUCUGAAGUUAAAACCGUUCAUUGAUACUAAAAAUAUGUAAGGCUAACACUUUUAACUGCUACCGUGAUAUUUGUGGGUUUCGAUUGUACAUCGUUUUAAUUCAACAACAAACCCUCCGCUCUCAUUGGUGGAGAGGUUACAGUUUAAAUCCGGGCAUUAUGCCGUGAUAGUUGCCCUUGGAAACUGGAUGUUCCUCAAAACUUCAUAAAGUCGUCCUCCAACUACACUUCUUGGGGCGACUAUUUGUUUUUCAAAAAAUCCAGUUUCUUCKGUCAGCUAACACUGCAUAAUGCACCUGAUUCAACUACUCUUUGAAUAGAGAAUGAGCUAUUACCGAAAUUAAGCUGUCUCAACAAAGAGGAAAGCACUUCUUCAUCUCCUUUACCUUUAAUUCACAAUUUGUGCUCUUUUUUAUAGCUGAAAUAGUAUUUUAUAGUAUGACCGUUUAGUCACCCUGAGGCUUGGUGUCCAAACUAGAUUUUCACAGAGCAUGUUUAGACUGGUUUCCGACAACUUAAGACAAAAAUGAAUCAGUCACCUCAAUAUUCAUUUUAUGAUAUUUUGUAGUUUGAAUGUACAACAGUGUGAGUUAGAAACACACUUAGUCCACUUAGAGUAGGCUCCUUAUUUCGUAGUAUUGCUAGAAUUCAUACCUGUAGCGAGGUAUCAAGGAGCAAUUGUAGUAUCAUCAAGAAAUCUUCAACUUAUUAUAUUUCUAUAUCGUGUAGUGUUAACGAUUAAAAUAUUUCACAUUCAAAAAAAGAUAAAGAGAACCACGAUGUAUACAAUACAGCGGUACUUAGCUUAAAAACGUUGAGUACUCAGGAAUAUUGUGAUAUGUCUUGUUGGUCACUCAUCGUCGCUAUUGGGAGUUUUAUUAGUACGUACUGCAUGUUUUAGACCACGUGACGUCCAGYUCCUAACAGUAGUGGAAAACAUAAACCAAAAGCACUUUUUUAGAAUCGACGUGGAGACCACUAGACCAGUAGCAACAAAACAUUUUUAUCUUGUCCAGGAAWGCAUUAUGCAGCAUCAYAGUAYKCAGUACUUUUUCAAAUAACUUCAUAUUCAAUAUAGGUAGAGGUAAUCUUAGAUAUUCUAUAGGUUAGUAAGGUACACUAGUUUUUAUGAGCUACAACAACACAAUAAAAUUGUAUUUAUACUAAAUCUUAUAAGUAAAACUUAGUACCAUAAAUGUGGUUGAGAUAAAUUUUAAUACAUAUUAUGAUAUUUGUAGUGUAAAGUAAGUCAAGUAAAGCAUGUCUGAUGUCGCUCAGUUUAUUAAUAUUGGUGACUUUGCUUCUAUAGAAAACAAGCACUAUAGGUGUAGACACAAAUUUGCAACAUUUAUUCGUACAAAAUAGAGCUAAUUUUCUAUUGUUUUAUGCUAAGUAGUGGUAAACAUUUUAACRCAACCAAAACGAAACUAUAAAGCACUGGAAAAAAUUGCGCGCUUUAAAGGUUGUAAAUUUGAUGGAAAUAUGAUGUACGUGUCCAAAAUGAUGGAAAUUUGAUGGGAAUGAUUUACAUCAAAUUUACAACCUUUAAAGCACGCGAUUUUUUCCAGUGAAGGUUCGUAGUAGAAGUCAUCAAGUCAUUGUCCUAGAGUUUAGAGGUCUGCGAUGUUUGGUAAAUUGCAUUAUGGGAAAGUGACUAAGUUUUUGUACGUCAACAGCAAUACUUUUUUCUCACAGACUGAUUGUUGAGAUACUGAGUGUACAGCUUUUACUUGACAAUGAAUACUGAUACUCAUUUUUAACCGGCAUUCAAUAUGCASGGGUUAUUUUAGAUUUUUCAUAUAUGAAAAAUGAGGUGACUUCAAAUAUUUAUCCCCAAUCCUUUUCCAUCCAGCAUCGGAAGAUCACAAUAUCGCCAUAGGAAUAUCUCCAUUAGGAAAUGAAAGAAUAAUAAAGAGAAAGUUCAGUGCUGAUAGAGUCAUCACACUUGUACCGUGAAAUAUUAUCAAAAU